This is a messenger RNA of Trypanosoma brucei brucei TREU927, 1788 nucleotides long. RefSeq lists its product as hypothetical. The record is from RefSeq and is a predicted model, not a curated record. The transcript has a single exon. Gene Ontology annotation, biological process: regulation of signal transduction. Bases 1 to 1788 code for a protein of 595 amino acids. Gene Ontology annotation, cellular component: endoplasmic reticulum membrane. NCBI's taxonomy places the organism in Eukaryota, Euglenozoa, Kinetoplastea, Trypanosomatida, Trypanosomatidae.
AUGUUUUUGUCGUUGGCACUACUGGCAGUGCUAGUGAGAAUUCAAGUAGCGGCGUCAAUACCUGUGCUAACAGCUGAUGUAGCGCACGCGAUCAGCUUCGAACGUAGUAAUGCAAAGUCACAAACGGAUGCCUCAGGAGGGUUGGGUCAAUCGUCUUUUGGCUCGAAGCAGUGGCUGCUCCGCGGCGCAAUUUCGCAGUUUAAUCCGGCUGAUGUCUCCGCACAUGCAGGUCACACUGUAUUUAUUCCCACCGAGGUACAUUUAACACAAGCCGACUGGAAGCAACUUGUGUCCCUCCCUGUUAAUGGGGUUGUCGCUGCCACCUCGCCCUUCGACACACACAAUGAGCUACUGCUGCAGCACCAGCUCUCUCGCGCAACUGUGUCCAUCCCUGUUUAUUUCCUUCCUCAAGACGGGGUGGCUGCUGAGAAACUGAAGAAGAUGUUCGCCACUCUAGAAGUCAGCGAGUAUGCUGCAGUGUCGAUCGGAAACAGUGUUCGGGAGGUAACCCCAGCAGCGAACGCCUCGUUUACGGGUAUUAAUAUUUAUGCGUCGUUGAAAGUAAAACCGAAAGAAGCUUCUGCGGACACACCACGUCUUCUCAUUACCGCUUCCUUCGACACUCUGGGCGUUGCACCUGCUUCUCUCACAGCUGGCGGGGCUUCAGCGGCCGUUGCUGCAGUGGAUCUGUGGUGGAGAUUCAAUGCGGAGGCUGCGGUGAAUGCCGACAAGAACGCUGGUGUAAAUGUUAAUGCGGCUCCACUAAAUCCCUACAGCGUUUCCUUCCUGUUGGGAAAUACGGCCAGGUUCAACUACGCAGGAACAAGGUGGUGGCUAUCCAACCAACAAGAGGAGGAUCUGGACCGGUACGCACUCGUACUCUGUUUGGACGAGCUCCUCACAAGCGACCGUAGCGAUAAUACUUUCGGGGAAGACGUGGAUGGUGAGUCAACUGAUGGCAAGCAGAGCGCAGAUGACUCUUCCAGACUAUACAUGCACGUACAUGAUUCCUUCCACAACGAUCCAUAUUACUCACAAGUAAAAGAAUUAGCUGAGGCCACGGCGAUCAAGCAGGGCAUUCACCUCACUAUUCUUGUCGCAAAGACGAACUAUCACCACUACGAUCUCCACUUUGAGCACGAGGUGCUAGCACAUCGGCAGGUUCAUGCUGUUACAAUUUCUUCUACGAGAAGAUAUCGGUCAGAUCAGCUGUUUAGAGCUGCACGUUACCCGCUCUCAACAUUUCCCAACACAACCAAGAAUUAUACUGAUGUCGCCAAGCAACUGGGCCGUCGUGUUGAUUUUGUUUAUGCUUUUGCUAAGGCAUUAUUACGUCUUCCUGAGCAUGGUGCCACCACGACCAACAAUCGGCUGUGGGUUGGUAAUGAUGCUUAUAUGCUAGGAAUGCUGCGUCAUGCCGCCGUGUCGCACCGCAGUCCCGUUGCUAAUGGUGGUGCCGAUCAGUUGAAGUUCGCUAAAAGCCUUGAACGGCAUAUGCAAAAUCGAUUGGUGAUGCCGUCAUCACCUUUGGGCCGCCGCGCCCUUUCGUCGAGUGUUUCUCUCUCGACUUACCGCCUCAAACCCCCUGGUAUUGUGCUUUUCGGACCGUAUGAGGACGUGGCACAUGUAUCUGUGGUUAAGCGAAAAAGCAUGGAGUUGUUGGUCCUCUUGGCGGCGGUGGUGGCUGUAGGUAUUUUUGCUGUGCUGGAGUUCGGGUUCACUCGAACAAUUCGUGUCCUGAUGAAUUGCGAAGGGGAGCUAGAGACUGCUAGCAGUGGAAGCAGUUGA